AUGGGAUCCAAGGUCGUAACUCGUAAAACACUGGCAACAUUUGCUGCUUCAAGGGUGAAGGAAGAGCAGGGAAAGACGAUUGAAGUGGUGUUGAAUGAUCGUCUGGGAAAGAAAGUUAGAGUGAAGUGUGAAGAUGUUGACACCAUCGGAGACUUGAAGAAGCUCGUUGCCGCUCAGAUGGGAACGAGAGCUGAGAAGAUCAAGACUCAGAAGUGGUACAACAUCUAUAAGGAUCACAUCACCCUAAAAGACUAUGAGAUUCAUGGCGGCAUGGGCCUCGAACUCUACUACAACUAAAUUGUCUGUCCAAUAAAGAAAACAGGUAUGAUGGUUAGGUGUGCUUGUUGGAAAUUGUCUCUCGGUCCAGAGGAGAGGAAAUACAUGGUCUGAACUGAAAAGCAAUGUCUACUUCUUUGAGUCUAUGAUAUGUAAUGUAAUCCAGACAUU
Telopea speciosissima is the source of this 447-nucleotide messenger RNA. RefSeq names its product ubiquitin-like protein 5. The record is from RefSeq and is a predicted model, not a curated record. Gene Ontology annotation, molecular function: protein tag activity. The transcript has 2 exons. Bases 1 to 297 code for a protein of 98 amino acids. NCBI's taxonomy places the organism in Eukaryota, Viridiplantae, Streptophyta, Magnoliopsida, Proteales, Proteaceae. Gene Ontology annotation, biological process: protein modification process; mRNA splicing, via spliceosome. Gene Ontology annotation, cellular component: nucleus; cytoplasm.